AUUUAUCAUCACCGCAACCACAUUAGUGCGCGUAAACAUACAAGUUUUUUCUAGUUAGACUUUGGACUUAGGCUUUAAAUAAUAUAGGUAUCAAUAAAGCAUUCCUAAUUAGAAACAUGAAUGAAAAUCACUAAAUAAAACGGCAUAAUACGAAUACUGGAAACUAUUAGCCAUUUCCAUGAUGUACAAUCCAGCUGCGACGGUCCGAAGAAUCGAUGUUUUGAUUCGUAUAUUGAAAGGCAGGAAAACUAUUCUAGGGGUAAAUUAUGUGAGAGCAUAUUCUAGUGAAGAUAAAGUAACUAUUGGGGACGUUUGCAAAGAUGUAAAGGCUCCAGAAAAAGUCGAAUAUGUGCCCAGGAAGUAUUUAACUCUAGAAGAUUCCCAGCUCAGGUACUUAUCACAAAGCACAUUGCGAAACUUGCGGUGGAUGAUGCAGAAAGACUUACUUGGGCAGGACAUGUUCCUACUUGGACGACCAGGGCCUGGCAGGAGAACAGUAGCACUACAGUACCUGGAACUGACUCAAAGGGAACUGGAGUAUGUAGCAUUGUCUCGGGACACCACUGAAGCUGACUUGAAGCAGAGGAGAGAAAUACAGAGCUCAACUGCCAAAUAUUUCGAUCAGAGUGCCGUCCGCGCUGCCAUCAAGGGCAGAGUACUCGUCAUCGAGGGCAUAGAGAAGGCAGAGCGGAAUGUACUGCCGGUGCUCAACAACCUGCUGGAGAACAGGGAGAUGCACCUCGAAGACGGCAGGUUUCUGGUGCCUGCGGCCAGAUACGACAAGCUACUUGAGGAACAUGGUGCAGAAGAAGUAAAAAAAUGGCGGCUAGUGCGAGUGGACGAGAAUUUCCGCGUGAUAGCGCUAGGCUUGCCCGUGCCGCGGUACAGCGGGCAGCCGCUGGAUCCGCCGCUGCGCUCGCGCUUCCAGGCCAGAGAUGUCACUACUGUCGGCUUUGGGGAGCACUUGAACGCGUUGAAGGAGGAAGUGACAGAGGUGAACACAGCGAAAUUGGAGGAGCUUCUGUCUGCGGCGUACGCUCUCAUCAGCCCUGAGCUGCAGAUGGUCAGGCUGCCGGACUUCCCGGUGGACAGUUUGCAGGCGGCUGCCCUGAUACUGGAGCGGGUACCUAGUAUACCAAUACACAAGCUAAUGUACCUAUUAUACCCCUACAAUUCAUUCCUAACCAAAGACCAUAUCAAAAACGUUGAAGCGGUUUUACAUAACCUCAAAAUCGAAACUGAACCAAACUGGAGUAUUAUUACACACGGCAUAGAGCCUAAAGGAAAUCAGGCUUUAGUCAAUAUGGAAGUGAAUGGAGUUAAGUCUCAAUUUGGCGUGCCGUGCGGUGAGAGGAGAAGGAGAGGGAUAGAAGAUAAGAAAUUUGUGAAGACGGAUUAUCAGAGUGGGAUGCUGAAUGAGGUUUUGUUAAGUCAUAGUGUUGGAGAUUUUUGUAUAGUUGGUCCAAAAGGCUGCGGUAAAAGUUUAUUAGUCACACAACUCGCAUCCCUAUUAGGCUAUACAAUAGAGCCUAUAGUCCUGUACCAGGAUAUGACUGCGCGAGACUUAAUUCAGCAGCGAACGACCUUAGAAAACGGGGAUACGGUGUGGAGGAAUUCAGCCCUUGUUGAUGCCGCUUUGAAGGGACACUUGGCCGUGUUAGAUGGCUUGCAUAGGAUACAUGCUAGCACUUUAGCUGUUUUGCACAGAUUAGUGCACGACAGGGAGUUACAACUACACGACGGCACAAGAUUAUUGCGUCACGAUAGGUAUGAUGACCUACUAUCAGCUGGUGUGACGUCACAACAGCUAGAAGACAGCGGCGUCAGGAGGAUACACCCAGCGUUUAGGAUAGUAGCAUUAGCUGAGCCGCCGACACUAGGCCGGGGCCAGCAAUGGCUGUCACCAGAAAUACUCAGUCUGUUCAUAUUCCACGAGAUGAGAAACCUCAGCAAACAGGAGGAAAUCUCCGUUGUCAAAACUUUGUACGGCGACAUAUCAAAACCUCUGCACUCAAUUAUCGACUUAGCAGACGUGCUACGCAAAUCAGAAGACAGCACUCUAAAAAAUCUGUCAUCAUCUUUAUCCACCCGUCAACUCCUGCGGAUUGCAAGCAGAAUGUCCAAAUACCCCACAGAUUCCGCGUAUGAAACCGUUCAACGAACGUUCCUAGCGAAAUUUUUACCAAACUUAGCCAGAAGGGCGCUAGAUGGCGCUAGUUCAAAUCUCGGGAUAGAACCCCCGAGCCGAUUCGGCAUUUUCGGUGCCAACCCUAGUGAAAAAAAAGUCAGGUGUUCCGUGCAAAAUGGCGUCCUAACCAUUGGCAAUACGAGCACUGAGAUCUUCAAAACAAAUGCAUUAACCAAAGUACCAGAUAUUUUAUUCUACGACGUCCCACAGCAUGUAAAGCUUUUAGAAUGGUUGUUACAAGACUUUUUACUAGGAAACCAUUUGUUACUUGUUGGUAACCAAGGUGUAGGUAAAAAUAAAAUAGCCGAUAGACUGCUUCAACUACUAAACAGACCUAGAGAGUACAUACAGCUUCAUAGAGACACGACAGUCCAAUCAUUGACUGUUCAACCGACUGUUAAGGACGGUGUUGUGGUUUACGAAGAUUCUCCUUUAGUGAAAGCGGUGAAAUAUGGUCAUGUUUUGGUCGUAGACGAAGCGGAUAAGGCGCCUACACAUGUGACAUGUAUUUUGAAGACUUUAGUUGAGAAUGGAGAGAUGAUAUUGAGUGAUGGGAGAAGGAUAGUGCCAAAGGUUAUGAUGGAAAGUUCGGGAGGCGAUGUCGGGAGCUUCAUACCGGUUCACGAUGACUUUAGAAUGAUUGUGCUGGCUAAUAGACCUGGAUUUCCGUUCUUAGGCAACGAUUUCUUUGCUUCUUUGGGCGACCUGUUCUCCUGUCACGCCGUAGACAACCCGUCAGUAGAGUCCGAGAUGGAGCUGGUCCGGUCGUACGGGCCCGAUGUACCCGAUGACGUCACGCGGAAGCUGGUGGCGGCGUUCGCGGCUCUCCGGGACAAGGCGGACCAGGGCCAGCUCAGCUACCCCUACUCCACCAGGGAACUCGUCAACAUCGUCAAACAUUUGCAGAAAUAUCCCGACGAAGACUUGGCAACGGCCAUCGGCAAUGUGUUCGACUUCGACCGCUACAGCAAGGACAUGGCGGACGCUCUGCUGGAAGUGUUACAUUCCACCGGACUGCCCACCGAGGGGGUGCUGGAGGGGAGGUCUGUGGACGCCCUCAAGAAGAUUCAGAUGACUAUAGAUAGACACAGCGGUAAAGACGUGUCCUCACCGAAAUACGGUAAAGACGAUCCGGACAACAAGCCGCACGUGGGCGGGAACACGUGGGCGGGCGGGAGCGGAGGGCGGGACACGGCCGGCCUGGGCGGCAAGGGCGGGCCCUACCGAUUGGACAAGGGGCAUGAUGUGCAUCAGCUUUCAGACGCAGAAAAGAACGACGUGCCCGAACAUGUGAAGCGCGCGGCCAGAGACAUGAACCGCAGAGCGUUUGAGCAGCGGCUGGCGGAGAUCAACAUGAGCCAGCACGACGCUAAACUCUACCACCAGUUCUUGAGGGCGGUCCAGCCACAGAUCGGAGCUCUUCGUGGCGUGUUGGCCGAAUUACAAGCCAAGAAGAAGGAGAGGCAAUGGAGCCGACACCAGACCAGCGGCGAACUGGACGACGCGAAUAUCAUUGAGGGACUCGCCGGCGAGCGCUCGAUCUACCGACGUCGCCGCGAGCUGGAGCCGCCGCCGGACGCGCCGCCGGACGAGCCCAAGCGGCUGAGACUAGUUCUAGACGUCUCCGGUAGCAUGUACAGAUUCAAUUCAUACGACGGGCGUCUGGAACGAUCCAUGGAAGCUGUGGUGUUGCUGACUGAAGCGCUGAAGGGCUACGAGACUCGGAUUCGAUACGAUAUGUUCGCGCACUCGGGCGAGGACCACGCGCUGCAGCUGGUGACCGUGGACCGCCCGCCCGACAACGAGAAACAGAGGCUACAGAUAAUCCGCACGAUGCACGCGCACGCGCAGUUCUGUUGGUCGGGAGACAACACGCUGCCGGCGGCGCGCCACGCCAUCUCCUCGCUGGCCGCUGAGGACUCCGAUGAAGCUAUACUUCUCAUACUAUCUGAUGCUAAUCUUAGAAGGUACGGAAUACAGCCGCAAGAGCUCGGGGCCAUCUUGACGUCAGAACCAAGAGUACAAGCGCAUGUUAUAUUCAUCGGAAGCUUGGGCGACGAGGCUGCGAUCUUGCUGCGCCACCUGCCGGCGGGGCACGCGCACGUCUGCAUGGACGUGGCGACUCUGCCUCACAUCAUGCAGCAGAUCUUCGCUUCGUCGCUGCUGCAGACUGAGUGAUUCUCAACCGAAUGAGAAACAUUUGCAAGCAUUGCUGUAUUGUAUCAAAUUAAAACAAAUGUAAUAAUAACAAGAUGAAAAUAGUAGACAAAUAUAAAUGAAUAGAUAAAUCUGAUAGUUUAAUCUAAAGAUCAUCUUCAUUGCUGCAGACAGAGUGAUUUCCUCGAAAAGUGAGAAACAUGAGAACAUUGAUCAAGGGUUGGUAAAUAAUAAUAUUAAAUAAGAAGAGAUUAGACAAACGUAACCAAUUAGAAAAAACUAAUAGUAAUAAUUUGUUUAUCACGAUAAUAUAGCUAUAUUAUCUUAAUAGCUUAUAUUAUCUUGGUUGCUACAUACAGAUUGAUGGGUUGCCUGAUUUUUAUAGAUAUAAUUGCAAGGAAACUUUGUUGACGAGUUCAUAAAAACAAUUGCAAUGACAAAAUGUGAUAACACGCCAAAAUAAAACAAUUGUGGUAGUAAAGGAGAUUAGUAAAUUAUAUAUAAAUUACAAUUUAAGUGCUAAAUGUUAUGUUAAAUUGAAAAAAACAUGUUUUUCCGAGCUAAUAUUUUAUAAUACAUUAAUUGUGGUAUCACAACAUAUUUAUAACGUCAGUUACGCUAAGGAAUUGAUAUGAUAUUUAUAUGUAUAUAUGUUAAAUAGUUCUAAGAAAGGACAUGUUAGAUGUUAGCUACCACAGCUACCUCAAGAAUACAAUUAUAUUUUUAAACAUUUUUUGACAUGGUUAAACAUAUUUUCUAUGAAUUUUAAAUAAAUUUGUUUAAAUAAAUUUAAU
Plodia interpunctella (Indianmeal moth) is the source of this 5139-nucleotide messenger RNA. RefSeq names its product c12.2 (gene c12.2). The record is from RefSeq and is a predicted model, not a curated record. Bases 179 to 4366 code for a protein of 1395 amino acids. Gene Ontology annotation, cellular component: cytoplasm. Lineage: Eukaryota; Metazoa; Arthropoda; Insecta; Lepidoptera; Pyralidae. Gene Ontology annotation, molecular function: ATP hydrolysis activity; ATP binding. The transcript is spliced from 21 exons.